Molecule: messenger RNA, 6038 nt
Organism: Crotalus tigris (Tiger rattlesnake)
Lineage: Eukaryota; Metazoa; Chordata; Lepidosauria; Squamata; Viperidae
Gene: LLGL1
Product: LLGL scribble cell polarity complex component 1
Exons: 23
Coding region: 195-3473 (1092 amino acids)
Biological process (GO): cortical actin cytoskeleton organization; regulation of establishment or maintenance of cell polarity; regulation of Notch signaling pathway
Cellular component (GO): cytoplasm; plasma membrane; cortical actin cytoskeleton
Molecular function (GO): myosin II binding; GTPase activator activity
Source: RefSeq, a predicted model, not a curated record
GCUCCGGCGGGGCGCGCGCUCGGCUGCAGCCUAUUGUCUGGCCGGGGUCUCGCCUCCCGCGGGGCGCGCUGAUUGGCUGGCUCGGUCUCCCUCGCCCCCCCCCCGCGGCAGGCGCCCCCCGCCCAGCCGCCGCCGCCGCUCCUUUUUCUGCGGCUCCCGCGACCGGGGCGCAUCUGCGCUCCUGGCCCUGCUGGAUGCGGAGGGCGCCGCCGCCGCCGCCGCCACCGCCGCUGCAUGGGGGAAGCGCCGCCGCCCCCCCCGCCUGGCCGCCUCGCCCCUCGCCCGCGCCCCUCGGCAAGAUGAUGAAGUUUCGCUUCCGCCGCCAGGGCCACGACCCCCAGCGGGAGAAGCUCAAGCAGGACAUCUACGCCUUCAACAAGAUGGUGGAGCACGGCUUCCCCAAUCAGCCCAGCUCCUUGGCCUUUGACCCCAAGCUGUGCAUUAUGGCCAUCGGAACCAAAUCGGGAGCAAUCAAAAUCUACGGUACUCCUGGGGUGGAGUUCACGGGGCUGCACAAAGAGACAGCAACCGUCACUCAGAUGCACUUUCUGCCUGGACAGGGUCUCCUGCUUUCCCUUCUGGAUGACAACACUCUCCACCUCUGGGACAUUUACCAGAAAGACGGCUACUCCCACCUGGAAGAGACCCGGAGCUUUGUCCUCCCCGGACAGCCAGGGUUCGACAACGCUAAUUCUCCUCCCAGCAUCACCCGGGUGACAGUGAUCCUCCUGGGGUCCAACUCCAACUGCAGCAUCGCCUACCUUGGCACUGAAGGGGGUGGCAUCUACUUCCUGGGACUUCCUGGUCUAACGCUGCUGGAGGGCAGCACCCUGUACCAAGAUGAAGUCCUGCAGAGCGUGCCUGAGGACUACCGAUGCGGGAAGGCCCUUGGGCCAGUAGAAUCUCUUCAGGAACAUCCUCAAGACUCGGCGAGAAUCCUGAUUGGAUAUAGCAGAGGCCUGAUGGUCCUGUGGGACAGAAGCUCAAGAGAAGUUCAUCAUCUUUUCUUGGGCAACCAGCAACUGGAAAGCGUCAGCUGGGAGCGGAGUGGCCGGACCCUGGUCAGUUCUCACAGCGAUGGGAGCUACGCCUUGUGGUCGAUGGCAAACGGUUCACCCAAGACCCUGCAGCCAACAACUUCCACCAUCCCUUAUGGUCCGUUCCCCUGCAAAGCCAUCAACAAGAUCCUGUGGCAGACCUGCGACUCAGGGGGCCACUUCAUCAUUUUCAGCGGGGGGAUGCCCCGUGCCAGUUACGGGGACAGGCACUGCGUGACCAUCCUGCAGGGCCAGGCCUUGGUCACGCUGGACUUCACAUCGCGGGUGAUUGACUUCUUCACGGUGGGCAGCACGGAGGCUGAGGACGAAUUCGACAACCCGGCAGCUUUGGUGGUUCUAGUGGAAGAGGAGCUGGUGGUGAUCGAUCUGCAGACGUCGGGCUGGCCCACGAUCCCCGCGCCCUACCUGGCCCCUCUCCAUUCCUCGGCUAUCACCUGUUCCUACCACAUCUCCAACGUCCCUCUCAAGCUGUGGGAGAGGAUCAUCAGUGCUGGAGAACAGCAGAGCCCUCGCCUGUCCUCGGUGCCUUGGCCCAUCGAUGGAGGGCGCCCCCUUGCUCAGGAACCCACCCAGAGGGGGCUGCUCUUGACCGGGCAUGAAGAUGGCACAGUGCGUUUCUGGGAUGCUUCCGGAGUAUCCCUCAAGCCACUAUACAAGCUGGGCACAGCCAACAUCUUUCAGAUGGACUGUGAACACAACGACAGCUUGAAUCAAUCCUACGAGGAGGAAUGGCCCCCCUUUCGGAAGGUUGGCUGCUUUGACCCUUAUAGUGAUGAUCCCCGGCUGGGUGUCCAGAAGAUCACUUUAUGCAAAUACACAGCUAAGAUGGUGGUUGCUGGCACGGCAGGGCAGGUGCUGGUGAUGGAGUUUAAUGAUGAGAAGUCCGAACACAUGGUCAACAUUGCUGUGGUGGACCUACUCCAGGACCGUGAAGGCUUCACAUGGAAGGGGCAUGACCGGCUGCCUCCCAAGAAUGGUGCCUUCUCCUUUGCCCCCGGCUUCCAGCCCAGCGUCCUCCUGCAGUGCCUGCCCCCCGCAGCUGUCACAGCUGUCACCCUGCAUUCAGAGUGGAACUUGGUGGCCUUUGGAACCAGCCACGGCUUUGGCCUGUAUGACUAUUACCGCCGGAACCCUGUGCUGGCCAGGUGCACUCUGCAUCCCAAUGAUUCUCUCGCAAUGGAAGGCCCCCUCUCACGAGUUAAGUCCCUGAAAAAGUCCCUGCGCCAGUCCUUCCGUAGGAUCCGUAAGAGCCGCGUGUCGGGCAAAAAGAGAGUCAUGGCCAGUAGCCCCUCAAGCAAGGUACAGGAAGCAAAUGCCCACCUGGCUGAGCAACCUGGUCCCCAUGAGGUGGAGAUGGCACCCGUCCAGCGACGGAUUGAACCUCGCUCAGCAGACGAUUCACUGUCUGGGGUUGUGCGUUGCCUCUACUUUGCAGAUACCUUCCUCCGAGAUGCUGCACAUCAUGGACCCACCAUGUGGGCCGGCACCAAUUCGGGCUCCGUCUUUGCCUACGCCCUGGAAAUCCCUUCCCAGGAGAAAUUUUCGGAGCGCUCGGUGGAGGCGGUCUUGGGCAAGGAGAUCCAGCUUAUGCACCGGGCGCCAGUGGUCUCGAUAGCCGUCCUGGAUGGCCGAGGGAACCCUCUGCCGGAACCCUAUGAGGUCUCUCGGGACCUGGCCAAAGCCCCUGACCUGCAGGGCAGCCACUCGGUUCUCAUUGCCUCUGAAGAGCAGUUCAAGGUCUUCACCCUCCCCAAAGUCAGCGCCAAAACCAAGUUCAAGCUGACCGCCCACGAGGGUUGUCGUGUCCGGAAAGUGGGUUUGAUGAGCUUUGCCAGUGCCACCUGCGAUGACUACGCGGAGAACGGGCUGGCCUGCCUCACCAACCUGGGUGACCUGCAUGUCUUCACGGUGCCCAGUCUGAGGCCGCAGGUCCACUACGACUGCAUCCGCAAGGAGGACAUCAGCGGCAUCGCCUCCUGCGUCUUCACCAAGUACGGCCAAGGCUUCUAUUUGAUCUCUCCGUCAGAAUUCGAACGCUUCUCCUUGAGCACUAGAAAUAUCACCGAACCGCUGUGUGUGCUGGAGAUCAGCCGCACCUAUGACAUCAUUUCCCCAGGAAAUAACUUCACAGCAACGCCAAAACUAAGCCAGGCCAACGGGACACACGUUUUACAAGGAUCAGAGGCUAAUCAUUCCCCUGCAAGCAACGAUCGGUCUCCCGAAGACCCCCCAGCACUGUUUGCCUCAACGCCGAUCGACUCCCCCGACAGCAGCAUCGACACCCCCUUAAAUACCACUGGAGAUAUUACAGUCGAAGAAGUGAAGGAUUUCUUGGCGCCCUCCGAGGAAGCCGAGAGGAAUCUGCGGAACAUCAGUGAGGAGGAGGCCCGAUCUCCAGGGAUCCUCAUUAAAUGAGGGACCCUGCACUGUCCCACGUGAUGCUUGGAGCUUCAGGACCGAGACUGCUCACUGUUCUUGCAACAAACUGCUGGUCCUACCUCUCCUCCUCCUCCUCCUCCAGACUCUUCCCUGUGUAUUUUUUACAAGGACAAAAUAGUUGCCAUCUUUUUCUAACAUGUGGCCGGCCUGGAAGUGGACAGGCGGCAUCUCUUCCUCGGUAACUCUCCCAAGUUUGCAUUUUUGAUAGAUAUAUAUGUCUAUAUAUGUAAAAAAAAAAAAAAAAAAAAGGAAAAGAGAAAAAAAAACCCACAAAAAUGUGCCAACGUCCUGGAGGAACCACUUUUGGAGCAUCUGCUCUUCCAUUGCACAGAGACUUGGGGACUUUAAACGUUUUCUUUUGAAGACAGAGCCACUGGGAGGAGGAGGAGGAGGAGGACCAGGCCACCUGGGCUGAGAACCCCCCCCCCCAGGAAACUAUUGGGAUGUUUUGGCCCAGCUGGUCCUUUGAUGGAGGAAAGGGGCUUUCGAUGGAGCGACGGAGGGAGGGAUUUUGCUGCGAUGCAACACUGGACAGUUCCUUGGCCUGCCUUUUGCCAUAGGUGGGAAUGGCUACCAAUGCUCAGAUUCUUCUGAUCUUGCUUGAAGCAUCCUCUCCCCUCUUCAGAACCCUCCCCAUGUCUGGGCUGAGCUCCCUGAGAAAAGGUGUACUGGAUCCAAUGAGAAAUUAUGUAUUUUCUUCUCAGAGGACACAAAAUGGGAAGUUGGAGGCCAAGAACAGAUUUGAAGAAAGGCUUUCUGUGAUACUGAUGGAAACCGACCUUCCUUUCUCCUCCUCCUCCUCCUCCUCCUCUCUCUCCUUCCCUUCCUUUUAAUUUGGAGGAAACAGUUGAAGAUUUUUUUUUCUUUUUUCAUUUCUUUGUUACACAGGAUCGGGAAUAUUUAUCCAAGCACAAAGCAAAUUUUGUGAAAUAGGAAGUCCUAGGACUGCAAGAAAAUUAUAGCAGUCCAACACUCUGCAAGAAAUACUAUCAUGCCUUUCUGAUAUUGUUCACUUUUCCUUCCUCCACCGUGUUAGUUGAUACGUCCAGGAUGAGGGGUAAGAAAAUCCCUGAGUCAUUCUAUUCAUUUGCCUCUCCAAUAAUUUAAUUUGAUGUGCAAACAGAAGUGAUUUCUUCUCCUUCCUAGCUGCCUGUGGGCCCAAUUUGAUUUUAAACAGAUUCGUAGAUUUUGGGUUAAUUAGCAAUGCCAAAGUAGUUUCCUCUUUCCUUUCUGAAAUUCCAAUUUCCUGAGGGGGGGGGGUUGUGUGUGUUGGGGAGGGAAAAUGAAUUGGGCUUGGUACAGAGUUGAUGUACAUCUCUUAAUCCCAGGUGAUGAUAAGAUGGUAAAUAAGUUUGGCUUACGUUUCUGUGCUUUUUUUCCCUUUCAAUCUGAGAAGGGACUCCCAAGUCUAGGAAGCAAAGCGUUUUUGCUGAGCUGAAGAUGGGGCUUUUGGUCCGGUCUGGAGAAUACAGGGUCUCCAUUGAAUGCCAGCAGCAAUGCCAGCUUCGGACCCCCUGAUGGGCUUUUCUUCUCUUUAUUUGGCCAACUCUUACGACGAGGUGCCUCUGAGACCCCACUCACCAUUUCCCUGAACCUCCAGCUUCCCACCUGUGAAAUCCCGGCUUUGGCUGCCUGCGCUGAAUUUGGCUGAGCCAGCUUGAUUUUUGCCUGGUGAUCGGGGAACACGGCUUCAGGCAGCUCUCUGCGAUGGCUGCUGACUCUCAGCCAAGGCAGGCUGCACACUGCCACAAAGGUCCCCGUGUGUGUGUGUGGGGGGGUCCUCCCUGGCUUAGAAACCCCUUGCUGGGAUUUUUUGCAAGACACAGAUGGACUUUCCAAGAACGAGCUGCGUGUGCAACUGUGCAAAGUUGUGGCAAGGUGUUUUUGUGCACCUUGCUGAGAUCUGGUCCCAAGAAUGGUUCUUUGGCCCUCCUGUCAGAGCGCCCACCCCUCCCCCACAGCUGCCCGGCAUCGUGGACCCCUUUCUCUGGGGCGGAGGUGGGUUCUCUUCUGCUUCACCUCCACAUUGUCCCAUUCAGGUGGGAAAAUUUCUUGUGCCAAAAAAAAAAAAAAAAAGAGGUGAGCCUGUCACACAGACCCGGAGCUCCGUUUUUCUGCUGGGGUUUCUUUUCCUCACGGUUGUUUUUGUGCCAAGAAAACUCCCCUGGGGGGUUGAUAAGAUGGGGAGGCUAAGAAGUGGGGCAGAACACUUUUUAAAAGCUCCCCUUUUUGAUGUAUGUGAGAAUUUGGCUCCCCAGGAAGGAACUUUACAAGUCCACUUGGGUGAAACGGUACGAUUUGAUUCUUGCUCUGGGUCCGUGUGAAUGCCUGACGGGUGUCUGCGUGGGUGGAUGGUGUUGUGUCAUUGUGAGGUGUUUUUUUUUUUUUUGUGGUAGCCACCGAGGGAGGGUGGGCUAGUUUCCUCAUACUAUGACCUCUUCAGAUCCCCCUUUUUUUGGUCCAGGGAAUGGAUUUAGCAUUGUUUAGUAAUUAAUGCAGGUUUUUAAUAAAGGAAGAAUAAAGCAUUUACUAUCUAAAGCA